UUUCGGUUGUGUUUUUUUUUGUUUUUGUUAUUGUGUUGAGUUUUUUGGGCUUUAUGGUGAGCAGCUCAUGCAGCUAAGACGACACGUUAGACACAAAUUGGAUUUGACUUUGACUUUGCCAUAACAGCGCAAGAAUCCGUCAGCAUACCUGAGAAGCAAAAGGAAACAGAGUGAAAAGCACAAGAGAAAAGACCUGAUUCCUGGUUAACUUAUCCUUUUGUUUUCUUGUUUGGGGCAAAGCGAAAUGGCUUUCCUAUGUGCACCGCUGGCCUUAGUAAUGAUGACAUGGCUUCAAUUGGUGAUAUAUCGAUGAUCUCAUCACCGCCAACGUCUUCCAAUUCAAACGAUCAAGAGCCGUUUGGACAGCUGCCACCGCUACCACCGCCAUUGCGUUCCACCCAAGUGCUUCAGCCAUUGAGCGUGUUUCCAGUGUCCAAUUUGAGCGAAGAUUCUUACGAUUAUGUUUUUGGUGGUCGACGUAAACACAAUACGCCAACAACCACGUCAACACAACUCAAGCUGACCUCACCGCCAGUGCGACUGCGACCUGAAGACACCUAUCGCGGUGGUAAUAUAAACAACGGCCGUUUCUAUCGUCAUUCCUUUAGCUAUGCCCCAAAGCGUCAACAGCCACAUCAGCAGCAUCAACGUCAGCAUUUAAGUCGGGAUGAUCGUGAAUCAAGAUUAAGAUGUCAUGGCGAAGAUGAGGCCACAUUGCGCCAAUUGCUGCUCGAUUUGCAAAAGCAAGUUAGCGUGAUGAGCAUGAAUCUAUCAGCGAAACUCGAUGAGCUGCAGCGAGGCGAUCGACACCUGGAGACAACAGUCGCCUUGUGCGAAAUACGCACCCAGCUCCAAGAGCUGACCAAAUCGGUGGAGAGCUGCCAAAGUGAAGUGUCCGAGGUAAAACGUGACAUGGUGGCCAUUAAACAUGAAUUGGAUACUGUGCAGCAAGUGAAAGAGGAAAUUGAGGAGCUGCGCGAAUAUGUCGACAGACUGGAGGAGCAUACGCACAGACGGAAGCUAAGACUUUUAGAACAAGGUCUUACCUUCUUCCUAACCUAUUCAAUAUUCUCAGCGGUGCUGGGAAUGUUGCAAUUUGGUUACAAUACGGGAGUGAUCAAUGCACCCGAAAAGAAUAUUGAGAAUUUCAUGAAGGAUGUGUACAAGGAUCGCUAUGGCGAAGAUAUUAGCGAGGAAUUUAUACAGCAAUUGUAUUCAGUUGCCGUAUCCAUAUUUGCCAUUGGUGGCAUGCUCGGCGGUUUCAGUGGCGGCUGGAUGGCCAAUCGAUUUGGCAGAAAAGGCGGCUUAUUGUUAAACAAUGUGCUCGGUAUAUCGGGCGCUUGUUUAAUGGGUUUUACCAAAGUUAGUCAUUCCUAUGAAAUGUUAUUCCUUGGCCGGUUUAUAAUUGGUGUUAAUUGCGGUCUCAAUACAUCAUUGGUGCCAAUGUACAUCUCGGAAAUAGCGCCACUGAAUCUACGCGGUGGCUUAGGUACUGUUAAUCAAUUGGCUGUGACUGUAGGUUUAUUAUUAUCCCAGGUGCUGGGCAUUGAACAAAUCUUGGGCACCAAUGAGGGCUGGCCCAUACUGUUGGGUCUGGCCAUAUGUCCAGCAAUAUUGCAAUUAAUUUUACUGCCCGUUUGUCCCGAAUCGCCAAGAUAUUUGCUCAUUACCAAACAAUGGGAGGAGGAGGCAAGAAAGGCAUUGCGUCGUCUGCGUGCCUCUGGCUCUGUUGAGGAGGAUAUUGAGGAAAUGCGAGCCGAGGAGCGUGCCCAACAGGCCGAGAGCCAUAUAUCGACCAUGGAGCUAAUAUGCUCACCCACACUGCGUCCGCCAUUGAUCAUUGGCAUUGUGAUGCAGCUAAGUCAACAGUUUAGCGGUAUCAAUGCCGUUUUCUAUUACUCCACAUCGCUCUUUAUGAGCUCCGGCCUGACGGAGGAGAGCGCCAAAUUUGCCACAAUUGGCAUUGGUGCCAUUAUGGUUGUAAUGACUCUGGUCUCCAUACCAUUGAUGGAUCGCACGGGUCGUCGUACUCUGCAUUUGUAUGGUCUUGGCGGCAUGUUCAUAUUCUCCAUAUUCAUCACAAUAUCGUUUUUGAUCAAGGAGUUUUUUGGUUAUGUACAGGAAAUGAUCGACUGGAUGUCAUAUCUCUCUGUGGUGGCCACCUUGGGCUUUGUGGUCUUCUUUGCCGUUGGACCCGGAUCCAUACCGUGGAUGAUAACGGCGGAGUUAUUCUCGCAAGGACCUCGACCGAGUGCCAUGGCCAUAGCCGUGCUGGUCAAUUGGAUGGCUAAUUUCGUUGUUGGCAUUGGUUUCCCCAGCAUGAAGACUGCUUUGGAGAAUUAUACAUUCUUACCGUUCAGCGUAUUCUUAGCCAUAUUUUGGAUAUUCACCUAUAAGAAGGUUCCUGAGACCAAAAACAAAACAUUUGAAGAGAUUUUGGCUCUCUUCCGUCACAAUAAUGGCAGGAGUAUGCUAAACUGCACAAAUAGCUUGGAGCCACAAUCAAUGAAUUCUGGCAUCGAGCAUGCCGCCUUGAUGGUAUCUGAGGAGAAGACCCAACAUGACUCACCUGCAUCCGAGCGAUUUUUAGACGGCGGCCGAAGUACACACCAGGGCCGGAACGCUGCCUCUGUGCCCCAUCACCUUCGUCAGCAACCAGCACCAACUGUCUGCCUGCCGAACAGCGGGCCUUGACUGAGGAGCAACGCCUCACCUGAACCUCCUCCUCCUCCAACAUUGUCUCCGCCUCGGCAUCCGCAUCAGCCUGAACACCAACAACAGCAACAACAACAACAAGAAACUGCCAUCAGUCGCAAUGAAGAGCAGCAAAUACGAUUCAACACGACAACAACAACAACAAACACACACGAAUAUAUACAUUGCAGUUAUGACAACAAAGAUAUUGUAUGUGAUCAAGCCUCCUCUUCAAUGCACUUGAACUCUCACGAGCCGCCUCUUUCGGCUCAAACUCAGGAGUCUCAGAAUGCCAUUUUGAGUCACUGCCAACGCAGCAAGCAGCAGCAGCCGCAGCAGCAACAUAGCCACAGUCACAGCCAUAGUCAUAGUCCGCAUCACAGUCGUCACACAUCACCGCACAGUCACUCCCAGCAGCAGCAGCAGCAGCAGCAACAACAGCCACAGCAAUCACAUGCCCAUUCCCAUCAUCAUCAUUAUCGUCGUAAACGAAGACAGGCAACUGGAAGUGGUAGUCUACCCGGAGCCCAUACCAGCAACCAUCAUCAUAGCAAUAACAACAACAACACAAAUACAUCCUCGUCACGGCAUUCAAAUGGUUGCUCAUCAUCGAAUCGUCGUCGUCAUCGUUCGGUCACCGAUAUGUCCUCCAAUUCUAUCAAUGCCGAUCGUGAGAUUCAAGAGAUCAUGAUGGUGCGCAAAACCUGUUGCACUGAGUUGGCCCAAUGCUUUGCCGAGGAUCUGUACGGCUCGUCUUCACGUCGUCCGAGCAGUUGUUGCACCAGCUCCGAUUAUUGCUAUCAAACCGAUUCGACUAGCCUCUACGGCGAUUCCCGGUCCACAUUGAGUCGGAACAAUUCAAUCAAAUCGGCAUCGGCGGCCAUCAGGAAGCAGCAACGUUUGAAUAAUCGUCAACCCAGUUAUACCUCCAUAUCGCUGCGUGGCCUCAAUGAUAGCUCGUUAACCUCGAUCUUUGAUCGUGCCAAACAGACCGCCUCCGCCUCCGGCCUACCCGAAUAUGCCUGCUCACCCUCGCCCAUACGCUGGAGUUUUCUGGCCGGCGACAAUGAUAACAAUGGCAGCAAAUCAUCGACAACGGAAAUCGAGCAGAGAUCCGUUGAGCGCGAGGAAGAGGAUAAAAUGGAUGCCUGGCAUGUCCCGGAGCCGGAGAAGAAGCCAUGCCGCAAGAUAAGCUAUCAGGACGAUGAUGAGGGACCCAGCACAUCGGCAGCAGCUGCUGCCGCACGUAAACGUCGCAGCAGCAGCUAUCAUUGUGAAUUCGAGGAGGAGGAAGCUUCCACCACGGCCAUAUUGUAUCAUCAGGAUCCGGGUGAAUCGUUUAACAAUUGCUGCAGCAAUUAUAUACAAUGCAAUACGUAUUUGGAUCAGGAUUUGCAAAUAACCAGCGAGGAUAUACAUCAGUAUUUGUCCAAGGGUCAACAGUCGAUUGAUUCAUCGGAUAUAUUAAACAAUUCCAAGAAUUAUCCUUUUCAACCCAGCAAUACAUUGGAAUUUCAAUAUAAAAACAAUUUCCAACAGAAUGGUAAUCAAAAUGUUGAUCAAAAGGAAACGAAUCUCAAUCAAAUGGAGGAGCAGCAUCAUCAUCAUCAGCAGCAGCAGCAUCACAAUCAGCAGCAACAACAACAACAACAACAGCAGACCACCAACAUCAAUCUAUCGACCAGUUCGAACAACAUCAACAUUGUGUUCAACAGCAAUAUGCAAUCAAAUGCCGGCACUGCAACUGCCGGCAACGAGGUGAAGUUCAUCAACAAUUGCAAUCGAAGCUACGACUACACCAACAUGUCGGGUCAUCUGAAUUUUGAUAAGCCGCUGGGCAUUGUGGAAUUGCCAAAGGAAUUCGGUGUCAUUGGCGGCGGUCAUGCCGAUGCCUCGAUCAAUUCAACAACCGCAAGUGAACACUCAUCAUCGCUGCCAUCGCCCACACCGAUGCCGCAUCAUUUCGAGUCAUUUGAUGCUGCCUCCGAGCAUAAUCUUAUGUCACCGUGCCUUGGUUCACCGGGCUCGGUCAAUCCCAGUGGCGAUGAUUCCUUUGUUCACCUGCAUCAUCAUCAUUCCCAUCCGCAUUCACAUCAGCAUACGCAUCAGCAUCAGCAUCAGCAUACGCAUUAUACGCACUCGCACCCGCAUAGCCAUGCUUCCUCCGCAUCCGCCUCUGCCUCCUCAUCCCAUCACCAUCAGCAACAUCAGCAUAUGCACACCUACAACAUGGCCGAUGCCGAGCAAUUUCGUCUGGGCAAUGCCUUCAAGAAAGUGCGCAAGCGUGCACGCAAAUACACAGAUUUCCUGCGUAAAAAGUGAAAUGGAAAUCAAUUGAUACAAUAAUCCUUCUCCUUAAUCCCCAAACUCACACACACACACACACCAUCACAAACAUACAUAUAUACAUAGAUUCGCCCUAUUUUGGACGUAAAUAUGUGGUUGUUGCCAAGCCUCGGCAGCGUCGUACGCAAAGCCUGGACGAGGAUUGAGAGGGGAGCAGCAACAACCGCCGCAGCAGCCGCCGCAGCAGCAGACAAGCAAUAACUAAGCUAAACAAAAAACCAAAAACAAAUAUUAAAACAAAAUA
This is a messenger RNA of Drosophila willistoni, 5284 nucleotides long. It is a transcript of the gene Glut1, whose product is annotated as glucose transporter type 1. Gene Ontology annotation, cellular component: membrane. Gene Ontology annotation, molecular function: hexose transmembrane transporter activity. Gene Ontology annotation, biological process: monosaccharide transmembrane transport. The transcript has 15 exons. Lineage: Eukaryota; Metazoa; Arthropoda; Insecta; Diptera; Drosophilidae. The record is from RefSeq and is a predicted model, not a curated record.